AUGUCGACCAUCGCUCUCGAGACGCCCCUGGCCGAGACCCUCAGCAAUGCAGUGCACUCGAAAAUUGUCGAAGAAGGUUGGACCCAAGAGGAUGAUACCUCGUUAGCCGAGUACAUCGUGCUCAUGCUUGCAAAUGGCAAGACUCAAGACCAGAUCGCGUCAGAGCUUGCGGGCGAGUUACUCCAAGAUGCGAAGGGCACGACAGAGUUUGCACAGUGGCUGUUCGACCAGGUCAAUAUCCUUUCCACUGGUGCGACAUCCUCGGUCCCUGCAGAAACAUCACAGUUGUCGGGCCAAACGGGUCAGGCUCUGGCGUCAGAACCGGCGUCUGGCAACUCGACCGAAAACGGAAACUCUGCCAUCCCCGCGGCUUACGACCAGGAUAUGGCUGAUAAUGCCCCCGAAAAUGCACCUCGAGGACCAAAAGGUUUGCACGGGGGUAGGCCAUCCGGCAGAGGCGGACGAGGCGGCGGAAACAACAAGACCGGCGAAUCAGCGCUACAUCGAGUCCGCGGCAACGACCGCAUCAACACACAUUCAAAUACACACGCACGCGGCACACCCAAAGGACCCCGCAACGUGCAGAACCGUGAUCUGCGUCCUGGCAUGCAGAAAGCCUUGAACAACAUGCCCAUGUCGGGCCCUCACCAAGGAAUGCAGAAUCCGAUGAUGAUGAAUGGUGGGCAACCGGGCCAACCCAUGAUGCAGAUGAGCCCACAACAACAAUUGGAGUUUAUGGCGAUGAUGGAACAACAGACUCGAAUGCUGGCGCAAAUGACGGGCAUGAUGCCCGGUGCAGGCAACUCCUUCCAACCGGGCGGGAUUCAACAGAACGGCCAAGGUCGGUCAUUGUUUGAUAGGGUGGAGCCAGGCCGCGGUCGUGGAGGCAUUCGAGGGCGCGGACGUGGCGGCAGCCAUCAAAACGGGCACAUCAAGGGUGCAGCCAAAUCAAACGAGCAAGAGGCUGCGACGGAAGGCGACGGACAGAGCUCUGAAGUCGGAGCGUCCGCUAUGGAGGUCGAGCAGCCUGGUCUUGGAGAACGAAAGCCUCAAGACCCGGCGAACACCAUGUGCCACUUCAACCUGCGGUGCACGAACAAAGACUGCCCCUACGUCCAUCAAUCGCCUGCAGCACCCGAAGGUACAGUGGUCGACAUGGCCGAUACAUGCAGCUUCGGGGCGGCGUGCAAGAAUGUCAAGUGUGUGGGGAAGCAUCCAUCACCGGGCCAGGUCAGGGCGUUUCAGGCCCAAGAGCUCUGCAAAUUCUUCCCCAACUGCACGAAACCGAAUUGUCCGUUCAAGCACCCGACCAUGCCGGUGUGCCGGUUUGGAGCCAACUGCAAGACGCCGAACUGUCAAUUCACCCAUCUCCAGACUCCGUGCCGCUACAACCCGUGCACGAAUCUACGAUGUCCUUACAAGCAUGAGGCGGGCCAGCAGAAGGUCAACAACUUUUCGGAUUAUUCGUGGACGCCUGAUAAGCAAGCCGAUCCAAAUGCCGGCAAAGAGCAUGUUAGUGACCGCAGAUUUGUCGACGAGCAGGCCGGGGAGGAGGAGCUGAUUAAGCCGGAAGGUGGCGGCGCCGACGUCGACACGACUGGCAAUACGAACAUGACACAGGAGGUGAUUACCUGA
Molecule: messenger RNA, 1635 nt
Organism: Capronia epimyces CBS 606.96
Lineage: Eukaryota; Fungi; Ascomycota; Eurotiomycetes; Chaetothyriales; Herpotrichiellaceae
Exons: 2
Coding region: 1-1635 (544 amino acids)
Biological process (GO): regulation of mRNA stability
Cellular component (GO): cytoplasm; nucleus
Molecular function (GO): poly(A) binding; metal ion binding
Source: RefSeq, a predicted model, not a curated record